UGUUUCGUACGCAGUACAUGUUAGCGGUGAAAAAGUUCUUCGUUUUUAGACAUUGAUAAGUUAUGCAUUUUCUUAUCACUGUUAAAUGGGCUUGUCAGUUCAUGAUAUUCACCUGGAAAAGAGGCGUUAUUUGAUAUAAACUGUUUGGUGCAUGAUUACUUGAUUGUUCAUCAGCGUUUUGAGGUUAGUGAUGGUUUGAUUUCUUUGCGUUUCACAAAACUUGCAUUAAAUACAUAAAAACAUCCCAUAAACUUGAUAAUUGAACAAUUUAAACAAAAGGUGGUAUUUAAAAGAUUGUAUAAUAUCAACAAUCAUUAACAGUGAAAAAUAAAUAAAAACAUCACAAUACCAUUGAAAUGGCUUCAUCUAAUGAAAAUGAUGACAUGACUGAGAGUUUAUCUGAUUUAUACGAUAAAGCUUUCAAGUUAUACAAUGAUAUAAUGAAUACAGAUGAACCAACAAACAGUUUAAAAGUACAAGUGGAUAUUAAAAAAUGUAUGAGUAUGCUUGAAAAUGCAACAAAGUUGGUUUCAUUAGCUGACAUGUUCAGUUCAAAUGAAGAGUUUGAUGAAGUUCCAACAGAAAAUUUGAAAUAUUUUCUUCUUCCUGUAUUACUUGGAACUUUAACAACAAAACUUUGUAACCGAGAAAACCGAUUGCAUUAUGUUGAUGUAGCUGAAGUUUAUUUUUACGAUUUUCUUGAACGAGUUAAAGCUUAUGGUAUAACAAAUAUUGAAAUUCCAACACUGAAGAAAAGAGAUUCCGAUGACAAAGAAGAAAACAAUGAAGAAAACACGUCCAAAUCUGAGACGCAAAUGAUUGAAGACAUGGUAAACAUAAGAAAAAAUAAAAUUCAACGAUACAAACAACAAAAACAACUGAAAGAAAAAUUAGAGACACUUAAAAGUAAUAUGAAUAAUCCAAAUAUCGAUGAUGAAACAAAAAGGCAAUACUUUGUAACACUUAUUGAAUUAUACAUUUAUCAAGCUAUAGAAGAUAUUGUUUCUCUUGAUGAAGAAAGAAAAAUUUUGAAACACAUGAGUGCAAUGAAGCGUGAAGAAAAAUCAGAUAAAAAGAAGGAUGUAAAAACCCCUAAGUUACAGUCAGUAAUUAUUACUCGUAAUUUAGCACAAAAGGAAGUAUUUGGAGCUGGAUAUCCAAGUUUACCGGUAAUGACCGUUGAAGAAUUUUAUGAGAAAAAAGUUGCUGAUGGAGAAUGGGCUCCUGGUGGUCCAGGACAAACUGCAGUUGGACAAAAGAGCCUUCAAGAUAUGGCAAAUAAUCAAGAUACUUUGGAAGAAGAUCCUGAAGUUCUCCAGAAAGAAGAAUUGGUUGAAAAAGAUGAUGAAGAGUAUCUUGCACAUAUGCGUGAUAUGGAUGAAUAUAAAGAUACACAUAAACGCGGCUGGGGUAAUAGAUACAAUAGAAGUUAAAAAAUUUAAUUAAUAAUAUUGAACUGAAAUUAUAGUUAUAAAUGUUAUCGAUGUGUAAGUAAUUAAUACCUAUUUUAUUUGUAUUUUAAUAAAUGACAAUUAGAUCAUAAA
Molecule: messenger RNA, 1544 nt
Organism: Chelonus insularis
Lineage: Eukaryota; Metazoa; Arthropoda; Insecta; Hymenoptera; Braconidae
Gene: Tap42
Product: immunoglobulin binding protein Tap42
Biological process (GO): regulation of signal transduction; regulation of dephosphorylation
Cellular component (GO): cytosol
Molecular function (GO): protein phosphatase 2A binding
Source: RefSeq, a predicted model, not a curated record